AUCAAAUGUUUCGCAUGCGCAUCGACGAACCGAAUUAACAGUUCAAGGUAGGUACCUACAAAGACGCAGCGUCAUAAUUCGAGGUUGCAGACCAGCAGAAGGUCAGAAUACUUUGCAGGGUACCAAGUCAGAGAGAAGCAGUCAAAUUGGCCAAUUGCGAGUCUGAUUGGUGCCAACAAUCGCGUGUGCAUGGAACUGCUGCUUCAUUACAGCACCACCUACAGCGCAGAGCGGAAUCCCAUUAUUCGAUCUGUCGAGGGCGCGAUUGAAGAAGCAACAGAACAGCAAUGAGUCUGGGACAGGAGGGUAACAGCAAUCCGAGUUUGUCGGACAUGCCUGUCGCAGAGGGCAGCAACCCUGCCCUGCAGUCGACGAUGCUCGGUGCCUCUUCACCCGAACGGACCGCGCCGCCCGCAUCAGAUCCCGCCGCCACAGAUACGACCCCGGGGCCGGAGGCCGAUCCUUUUCCUCCGCAAAAAAGGCCGGGUCCCAAGGUUUGCGGCGUGUGCGGCACGCAGCCGGGCAAGUACAAGUGUCCCAGGUGCUCGAUGCCAUAUUGCUCUGUCGCGUGCAACAAGCAACACAAGGAGAAUCACCCGCCCGACCCUCCGAAACCCGAACGACCGUCUGCUCCAAACAAUGCCCAGCCACCCGACUCCGACUCCGCCGAUCCCUACAGUAUCCUGCUCGAGCACCGCGACACCUUUCAGCAUCUCUUCAAAAAAUAUUCUUCCCUCGCCGCGGAACUGACCCGCAUACAAGAGAUGACCUUGCCGCCCUCGGACGCUCCCGACCCGCCGGGCGGGAACGCGGCCAACAUGGGUCGGAAUAGACAGCAGCCAUGGAUCAAGGAUGGCGGCAACAUGGCGAGAAACAGACAGCAGCCGUGGACCAAAGACGUCGGGCUGCGGAGAGGUGUCGAAGCGCUGCGCAAGGCGAGGACGGACCCGAGCGACACGGGCGACGGGGUGCGCGAGUUCUGCGAGCUCGUCAAGCUCCUCCUGAAUAAGAGAACGGAGAGUAUCGACAAGGUCAGGGAGGAGGUGGUUGCGGAAGAGACGAAACAGAUUGAGCGAUUGCUGAGAGAGGAGGGUGGCCGAUAGCCGCCGGCGGGCCCUGGUAACCGUUUCUCCGGCCUUGCAAUAGCAAAAUUCAUAAGGUGGUGUGCUGCCGGGUGUCGACGUGCUCAUUGAAGGGGCGUUCGAUCAAGAGGAGAUGAAAGGGAAUAGAGGAACAAGGGAACCAAGAGGAUGUGGACUAUUCUUGAAGGAAUCGGAGGGGACUUAGAAGGGC
This is a messenger RNA of Thermothelomyces thermophilus ATCC 42464, 1293 nucleotides long. RefSeq lists its product as uncharacterized. The transcript has 2 exons. Bases 288 to 1103 code for a protein of 271 amino acids. Gene Ontology annotation, biological process: snoRNA localization; maturation of LSU-rRNA from tricistronic rRNA transcript (SSU-rRNA, 5.8S rRNA, LSU-rRNA); box C/D snoRNP assembly. Lineage: Eukaryota; Fungi; Ascomycota; Sordariomycetes; Sordariales; Chaetomiaceae. Gene Ontology annotation, cellular component: pre-snoRNP complex; nucleus. The record is from RefSeq and is a predicted model, not a curated record.